Messenger RNA from Spizellomyces punctatus DAOM BR117, 1112 nucleotides. RefSeq lists its product as uncharacterized. The transcript is spliced from 4 exons. The record is from RefSeq and is a predicted model, not a curated record. NCBI's taxonomy places the organism in Eukaryota, Fungi, Chytridiomycota, Chytridiomycetes, Spizellomycetales, Spizellomycetaceae. Bases 192 to 974 code for a protein of 260 amino acids.
CACUGACGUGUUGCUGCUGGUAGGCCCAGGCGAUUUUUACAUUCAAUUUGAAGAGAAUGGGGUAAUAUGAGGAUUGGCCCGGGCGGUAACUCGUGUGCAGUCCGGUUCCAAAAACUCCAGCUCCUCCCAAGUCCAGAGCAACAUCGAGUCCGUUGGUGCACGAUAUUGACGCUACUCUUACCAAAAUCACAAUGAAGACAGUGUUGAAUCUCAUCUCUGUCUUCCUGUCAAUCAAUGCGGCUCUGGCAGCCCCAUUCGCAGCGAAGAGAGCAGUGACAGUGACGGACCUUCUUGCCAGGACCAGUGCACCUACAACAACCGGUCUGGGUAUCGAAGAGAUCAUUGGACCUACUCUGUUUCGUCGGCAAUCUAACACCCGUAGCAGGUGCCUGGCCAAUUGUCAGGCGGCGUACGAUCAGACCAACAUGAUCUGCGCGGCUCGGGGUAAUGACACGAGCUGCACAGACUUCCGUGAUGAUUAUAAUCGAAUCUGUCUAGCAAAUUGUUAUCAGAACGCUAGAGACCGCCCCUCUACUCGGACUACCCCGAGCGUAAUUACCAAGACGGCGUCUGCUCAGAGAGUUUUAAGUACUACCGAACCUGUUGAAGUGACUUCAACCACUACAACAGAGGUGGUCACUGCAAUUACCACGGUUGAGACGACUACCCUGCAAACAACCACUGAAGAACCCCAGGCCACAGGAACGCCUCUUCCCACUGUAGCUGAGUGCCUCCGUACUUGCGAUAUUGCGUAUGCGCAAACCACCGAGAUUUGUCAGAGUCAGACCGAUGAGGACACCUGCUUUGAGUUCAGAGACACGUAUGACCUGCAAUGCCGGGCAUCUUGUCGCGGUAUUGCCUUUAUUCCUACCAUGACCUUCCAAUCUGCUACAUCCACCGUCGUUGUGGAAGAAACAGCUACAGUUGAGACCACUAUCGCUGCCGGGCCAGGUCUUGGACCAAUCCCCAUUUAAGGUUAACAGAGAAAGCGGGUUCAGAAUAUUAGUUAUGUACAAUGCACAAUAUCUAUGAGAGUGAUCUUUAUGGUAAAACCAACAUCCAAAAAUAAAAAUUGUUGAGUGAAUACAUCGGAAAAUAUUCGCAUGAACCGU